AUGUCUGCCGAAAACUUGCCUCCUAUGAAAUAUGUUAAAUUUGGAAACACUGGUCUACGUGUGUCACAAAUUUGUCUUGGUUGUAUGAGCUUUGGUUCAUCUGAUUGGUUUAAUUGGGUGUUGGAUGAAAAAGAAUCCAUCGACAUGAUCCGUAAAGCAUAUGAAGCUGGUAUCAAUUUCUUUGAUACUGCCAAUGUUUAUUCUGCUGGUGAAAGUGAACGUGUCUUGGGUAAAGCUAUCAAGGAAUUGAACAUGCCUCGUGGUCGAAUCGUGGUUGCCACCAAGGUCUUUUGUCAUGUUCCCGAAAAAUUACCCGCACCUCUCGUCCCCACGCCUUAUGAUAAAUCUGAUGCUGUUAAUCAAUUUGGUCUUUCAAGAAAACAUAUUUUUGAUUCUGUAGAAGCUUCUUUGAAACGUUUGCAAUUGGAUUAUAUUGAUUUGUAUCAAAUUCAUCGAGCUGAUCCUAAUACUCCUUGGGAAGAAACAAUGGAAGCUUUAAAUGAUCUUGUACGAUCUGGAAAAGUACGUUAUAUUGGUGCAUCAAGUAUGAAAGCUUAUGAAUUCCAAAAAGCCAACACCGUUGCUGAAAAGAAUGGAUGGACCAAAUUCAUCUCUAUGCAAAACUUGUACAAUCUUUUAUAUCGUGAAGAAGAAAGAGAAAUGAUUCCUUAUUGUCUGGAUGCUAAUAUCGCUGGCAUCCCUUAUUGUCCCUUAGCUGGUGGUUAUCUUACUGGUAAAAACCGUAACACAAAGCGCAGUGACCAUGCUGUUGAGUUACUCUCGAGAUACGUCAAGACCACCAGUAAAGAUGAUAAUGAAGUUAUUAUUGAUCAAGUGAUUGCCAUUGCUGAAAAACGUGGAGUCUCUCCUGCUCAAAUUGCUUUGGCAUGGAAUUUAAGUAAACCAUUUGUUACUUCCCCUAUCCUCGGGUUUAGCAAAGAAAAAUACCUUUAUGAAGCCAUUCAUGCAUUGGAAAUCAAGUUGACUGAUGAAGAAAUUCAACAAUUGGAGUCUGCUUAUGUCCCUCGUUAUAGUCAAGUUUAA
Messenger RNA from Halteromyces radiatus, 1044 nucleotides. Its product is annotated as NADP-dependent oxidoreductase domain-containing protein. The transcript is spliced from 3 exons. The coding region runs from base 1 to 1044 and encodes 347 amino acids. The record is from RefSeq and is a predicted model, not a curated record. Lineage: Eukaryota; Fungi; Mucoromycota; Mucoromycetes; Mucorales; Cunninghamellaceae.